Messenger RNA from Trypanosoma theileri, 1566 nucleotides. RefSeq names its product DNA polymerase eta. The record is from RefSeq and is a predicted model, not a curated record. Lineage: Eukaryota; Euglenozoa; Kinetoplastea; Trypanosomatida; Trypanosomatidae. Gene Ontology annotation, molecular function: DNA-directed DNA polymerase activity; damaged DNA binding. Gene Ontology annotation, biological process: error-prone translesion synthesis; response to radiation. The transcript has a single exon. Gene Ontology annotation, cellular component: replication fork; site of double-strand break; nucleus. The coding region runs from base 1 to 1566 and encodes 521 amino acids.
AUGCGAUGUAUCGCACACUUAGACAUGGACUGUUUUUACGCUCAAGUAGAAGCAGUUCGACUUGGUAUUGAUUGCCGUACGGAGCCAUACAUUCUUUCACAGUGGGGAAACCUGAUCGCUGUAAACUAUCCGGCGCGUCAGUGUGGCAUUGUCCGUUUCAACACAGUGGAGGAAGCCAAAGAAAAAUGUCCUCAUGUAAAGGUUUCCCAUGUGGCAACAUAUGCAGUGGGAGAAACGGAGUAUAAAUAUCACGAGAAACCACAAAAAGGAACGCAUAAAGUAGCCUUGGAACCAUACAGAGAAGCGAGUCGCCAUAUUUUUAAUAUUUUACGGAGUUUUGAAGGAGUAAAACUGGAAAAGGGCAGUGUGGAUGAAGCCUUUCUCGAUGUGACGGUCGCUGCAGAGCAAAUAAAGAAGUCUGUUAUGAUGCUAAACACCAAACCUCUCUCCUCUUUGGAAGAUGUCAUGGAACCAUCAACUAGAGUAAUUUUGAAUCGUCAAGAAGAAAUUAACGCAUGGUUUGAAGAACGAGGUAAGAAUUUCCACGAAUUAUUUGAUUCAUCUUUGCACCCGCUUGCCAGUAUGGAAAAUAUAUUGCUUCUUGGUGCAGCAUCACGAGUUGUAUGGAAUAUUCGACAGCGAAUACGUGAAGAACUUCAUUAUGACUGCUCUGCAGGAAUCGCCCAUAACAAACUUCUCGCCAAAAGUAUCUCCUCACGACACAAACCUAAUCAACAGACAUUACUUUUACCAAACUGUGUUGCUUCCGCUAUGUGGGACACUUCUUUUCGUGAUAUUCGUGGUUUUGGUGGGAAGUAUGGUGAAGCUGUUCAACACGCUUGUGGGGGAAUGGAAUUAUGUCGUGAAGCGUGGUUAGUUCCAAAGGAAGUAUUUAAAGUUUUACUUGGUGAUGCUAAUGCUGAUUACACGUACCGUCGACUGCGUUGUUAUGAUGAAGAGAAAAUAACUAAACGAUCAAUAUCUAAAACUUUGAUGGCCUCUAAAGUCUUUAAUCCACCUACAUCCUUGGCAGAGGGUGUAAAAAAAUGGAUAACUGUUCUUAGUAGUGAACUAUGUGCACGAUACAAGGAAUUCUGUGAUACUUACAAUGCAAAGGGACACACACUUAAUGUGAAAUUAGGAAAUCGUGGACUCAGUCAUCUUAGCAAUGUUUUGAACAGAACUCUUGCAUUACCUGAACUAGUGACGACGGAAACCUUGAUAAAUGCUACAAUGCACUGUGUCAUAAGCACUCUAUCAGAACAGUAUGGUGUGACAGUUAACGCGGUGACGCUUACUAUAGGCUCAUUUAAAGAGAAAGUGAAUGAUGAUGGUAUGAGACAGAGACAACAAAUGGUCCUAACAAGUUUUUUCGCUAAAAAGGAUGCUGAGAAGCGUGAUCGAAGUAAUAGUAAUGAGGCAACUGUAAUAACGAUCUCAUCAUCUUCUUCAUUAUCAUCGUUGUCAUCUGCAGAAUGUCUGGAACAACAACAAAUCAGUAAUAAAGAGGUGGUAGAUUUGGAGGAAGAACCGAAUACUGAAAAGGAGGUGAUAUUUAUUGACUAA